GAUGGUUUGACACCUCUAGUCUGGUCGCAGAACGGGGAAAUUCCGUCUUUCCUUUUGAUAAAGCUCGCUAAUUUGUAAAAAAUAAAAGAAGAUGCCGCCGAAAAAAAUAGCCAACGGUCCUGUUCAGCUGCCGGCUUCCGUGGCAAAAAAAGGACAAAAUCAUUGCGUACUCUGCGCAGUCGUGGCGGAGCGUGUCUGUCAGCGUUGUGGGGACUUUUACUGCUCGAAAGAGUGCCAGAUAAUGGACUGGCAGCGCCACCGCUACAUUUGCUUUCCGAUGCCGGCUUUGGUUAUGCCCAGGGCGUUUUCCAUUCUCCAAUGCCAGGAGGAGGAGCUGGCGCUGGACAUUGCAAGUGUAUCCAAGGCCGAUUCGAUUAAAGUGGCUGCAGCCGCCCCUAUCCCUGGUAAUAGCAAUAGCAGCAAUAAGGUUAGCAGCAGCACUAGCACCGCCAGCAGCUGCAGCACCACUCCAACUAUAGGUGGUAUUGCCGCUCAGAUGGCUGCAGCAGACUCCAAAAUCAGCAACCCGAGCCGGAGCCCGAGCACAAGCAGCGUCCUCUCGAACAACACCGCCAGCAUUAAAAUGAAAAAUAAAAUCACGACCCUGCCGACUGUGGUUAUACCGCCCAGCAAUAGUGUGGUCAUCAUCAGUGGAUUUCGUUCUGCGAAUCGUUGCUUUCUUCGUAGCGAAUCCGCUGAUCAAGCGUAUUCCCAAGUAUGCGAGAAGGUCAAUGCGCUGGGCAACGAGAUGCCGAAAGUAAAGAAUCUAAGAAUACAUGGCUUCGUCUUGGCCCUCCACAAUGGUGCAUUCCAGCGGGCCAAGGUUCUGCAGAUACGCCCGAAUAAAAUUGCCAGUCUGCUGUUCGUGGAUCAGGGCAUAGUCAAGUUGCGCGAGGUGGAGUCCAUGCGCGAAAUAAGCGACGAGCUGCUCGCUCUUCCGAGCUUCUGUUUUCUGGUGCAACUCAAGGGCGUGGCCAAUUAUGCCAUAAGCAACGAUAUCCUCGCCUUUCUCUCACAGUUCGAUGGUGAAAAAUUCAUCAUGCACCACGACUCUUUCAGCAAGAAUAACACAAUCACUGUGGAGCUUUUCAAUGUGAAAACGCAAAAGUCCCUGAGUGAGAUGGUUCGGGAAUUUUGCUCCACGAAGAAGGUGUACGAUGGCAAGAAUGUAAACCCAAAGGUGGAGAAGAUUGAGAGUGGUGCUCCGGCAGCGGCGAAGCCUCGAGAGGAAAGCCCGACUGUGGAAGCAAAGGUUUAUGCCCUUCCGCCCACAGUGGCGUUGCCUGCAGAACCAUUGAAGCAGCCAGAGACAAAGAGCGAACCGAUCAUAGAUCUGAAGCCAACUGAGUCAUCUGUCGCGCCUGCAAAGGAAGAGCUAAAAGUAGAGCCAAAAUCCGUUGAAGUACUCCAAUCAGAAUUAAGUGCUUCAGCUGCAACAGCAGACACAAAAAUUGAUGUACUCCCCCCAGCUGGAACAGCAGAAGUCCUCAAACCCAUUGGGGCUUCGGGGAUCCCAGCCACUAAAGUCAAUGGAGCUGAAGAGGCCAACAAUGAACCGAUUCUAGAACCACCGUUUGAUAUGAAGCGUUUGAGUGUUAGUGACAAGGCGGGAAUCGAUUUAUACAUUGUGGAUAAUUCAAAAAUCGCUCGUGGCAUGUUUGGGGCCUUUGAUCGUGUCUGUGCCAGUGAUUUUGGACGUUUGAAUACAGCCAUAUCAAAGAUCAGCCCAUCGAAGCCUUAUAAGCCAGUUCUGAAGGAAUAUGUUUUGGCCAAAUUUGAAAACAGUUUGUAUCGUGCAAAAGUGGAACAGAUCAAGCAGAUGCCACAGACAGCGCAGACAGUUUACCGCAUGACAUACCUGGACUACACGAACAUCGAAGAUGUAACCGAGCAGGAUAUAUGCCGAUAUCCGUUGGAUAUUAAUUUUCCUUGCAUUACCAGCAUUUGCAUGAUUGAAGAUUUCCCCCAUAAGCCGAAUGCCGAGCAGAUUGCGUACUUGUCUGAGGUCCUAAAAGUACACGAAAUCAUUCACGUUGAUGCCGUUUCCUAUAUGAAGAAUGUGGCUUGGAUCAAGUGCAGUGAGUUGAUAAAAAAACUAGAGAAAAUGUAGGGGACUACCCUACAAAAUUUCAAAUGCCAAAUUUUCUCAGACUAAAACAACUCAUAUUCAGAAUCAUUUUAAAAAACAUUUAUAUAUAAAUAAAAUUGCAUUAAAAUAACAAC
Molecule: messenger RNA, 2223 nt
Organism: Drosophila obscura
Lineage: Eukaryota; Metazoa; Arthropoda; Insecta; Diptera; Drosophilidae
Exons: 6
Coding region: 92-2110 (672 amino acids)
Source: RefSeq, a predicted model, not a curated record